Messenger RNA from Bombus pascuorum, 5527 nucleotides. Its product is annotated as WD repeat-containing protein 47. The record is from RefSeq and is a predicted model, not a curated record. NCBI's taxonomy places the organism in Eukaryota, Metazoa, Arthropoda, Insecta, Hymenoptera, Apidae. Bases 138 to 3077 code for a protein of 979 amino acids. The transcript is spliced from 11 exons. Gene Ontology annotation, molecular function: protein binding.
GUCAGUGUUUCUUGCGACGUCGUUCGUGCACUUCAGCCACGUGCUUCCGGUUCUGUGCUUCCGUUCGCCGUAAGAUUUCGUGUGUGAUUGUGAUGCGUAUUCCAUUGAAUCAUUCGACCUCCUUACGUGUUACGUGAAUGUCCACAACGUGCAAGCAGACGAUCAAGAGGAAGUUGCGUAUUCGGUACGUGAUGCCGGCGGCGCACCUGACGCUGCGCGAGGAGGAUGUGGUACGACUAACCUUGGAGUUCCUCCACAGCCGUGACCUUCACAUCUCGCAGCUUUCGUUGGAACGAGAAACUGGCGUGAUAAAUGGUCAGUACAGCGACGACGUCCUGUUCCUUCGUCAGCUGAUCCUCGAUGGACAAUGGGACGACGUGCUCGAGUUCAUUCAGCCGUUGGAGGCGCUGCCGGAUUUCGAUAUGAGAAAGUUCACCUACUCGAUCCUCAGGCACAAGUACGUGGAGUUGCUGUGUAUCAAGUCCGAGGCGAACUUGAUCGCCGCCGGGACGAACGGGAGUGUCGACAAUGCGGUCGAGGAGGUUGUCAAGGUUUUGAGCGACCUCGAGAAGGUCGCGCCAUCGAAAGAAGAGUACAGCAGCUUGUGUCUAUUGCUAACGCUACCGCGACUCACGGACCACUUGCAAUAUAAGGAUUGGAAUCCUAGCAAUGCCAGAGUUCAGUGUUUUCGCGAGGUGCAUCCGUUGGUUGAGAAAUUUCUGCCUGGCGACAGAAAGAGCACCGACCCUGCUCAUCCCGUCACCUCCGCGAAAAACGAUCGGCUCAUACAGUUGAUCAUCAAGGGUAUUUUGUACGAGUCUUGCGUUAACUAUUGCCAGGCCAAAGCUACAGGCUCGAAGGAGAGCGAACAGGUGGAAAUGAACUUUUCCAGACUGUUAGACGGCUCAGUAGGUUUCAGUGAUUCUGAUUUAAGUCUGCUUUCAUGGCUACAAAGUAUACCGCCGGAAACGUUCGCCGUACCUUUCGCUCAACGAACGUUAAACGUGGAUGUGGAACGGCUCGAGAGACCAUCUUUGGAGACCUCCUGGACGGAACACAUGUUGAUCACCCCCAUAAAGCCGAAAACCUUCCCGCAUAGCGCGAUGCCGUUCACCAGGCCAAGAUCCGCCGCUGACAUGAUGUCUCGAAGUUUAGUGCCAGCUUUAGAAGCUGGGCUUGGACCAAGAAGUCCCGGGCCUAAAAAUAUGCCGAUACCAUCUGCGGCGCUAAUGGCUCUGUCUACCGGUGAUAUAAACCCGAUGUCAAGAUCAUCUUUCGCGAGCUUUCAUCUAACCGGUUUUAAGAAUAACAAAUUAAUGAACACCAGCGUGGACAGACUCUUUGAGAACGAGGGUGACGUCUUUCUUAGCUCGAGCUACGCUGAAUUUCAGCAACUGCCUUCUAUACAAGAAACAACGACCAACAGCCAGCCGAAAGCUCCGCCGAGGACGAGAGGACAAUCGAAGAGUCCCGAGGGUAUCAAAGCUGACCCUUCUGCAGCCUCCACGCCAGAGCGUAGAGUUGCAGGCAGAGAAUCUCCCGCCCCAUCGACGGCCAGAAGUUCGAGAAGAGAUUCCUUGGCAGAAAAACCAACCGGAGUCGCGGCAAAGAUCACGGAACCUACUGCGAUGCCUGUUCGGGCGUCCCUAGGUGGAGAGCAUCUCGAGCAGAGUUAUAACGGCGACCUGUUUAAAGAGUACCAAAAGCAGAAGCAAAGGCUGCAGGAGAAGUUCCAGCAGAGAGAAAGGGAAUGGGACGAUUUGGUCAGACAAUUGUCGACUCCGUUACCCUCUCAAGUCGUCGAUAAUAGACUUCAGGGAGAUGGUAUAAAGCAACCUUUGGGGAGUAAAGGACCUUCACCUGUUCACACUAGUACGCCUGCUCGAUCUGGUAUCCAGUCACCAAAGCCUACGAUUAAUGGAUCUGAGCCUGUAGUGAGACAGAACUCGGCGCUGGGCAAUGCUUAUGAUGUUAGAGCACAGGAGAGUCAUUACGAUGUCGUCAAGCCGAUGAAGCAAGAACCGAGGCAGGAACUCGAUGCCAGCAACGGAAAUAGCAAUGGCGGAAGACCGAGAUUCGUCCCUGUGACAGCGCUCGAGGACGUGCAAGCGGUUCGAUGCGCGGAAUUCCACCCCCAUGGAAAAUUGUACGCCGUGGGAUCGAACUCGAAGACGCUGAGAAUAUGCUCUUAUCCAAAGCUUCACGAUGUCAGAGAGGAUCAUCAGACGUAUCAGCCCACGGUUCUCUUCAAGAGAACGAAACACCACAAGGGCUCGAUAUAUUGUCUCGCGUGGACGCCGGAUGGACAGCUUAUGGCGACCGGAAGCAACGACAAGACUGUCAAAUUGAUGCGCUUCAAUGCCGAUACAUCAAACCUCGAAGGACAAGAAGUGGAGCUGACGAUGCACGACGGUACCGUUCGCGACUUGUGCUUCCUCGAGGACACCUCGAACAAGUCGAGUCUGCUGAUUAGUGGCGGUGCCGGCGACUGCAAGAUCUACGUCACCGAUUGCGCGACUGGUACACCCUUCCAGGCUCUGAGCGGUCACAGUGGCCACGUGCUCACCCUGUACAACUGGGGUGGAGCAAUGUUCGUCAGCGGAUCACAGGAUAAGACGGUCAGAUUUUGGGAUCUUCGAACGAGAGGUUGCGUGAACAUGGUCACACCAGCCACGGUUCCUGGCAGCAGGCAUUUGAUCCCGUUGCAGGUCGGCAGUCCGGUAGCAGCCCUCUGCGUCGAUCCAUCCGGACGUCUUCUGGUAUCCGGUCACGAGGACAGCAGCUGCGUCCUCUUCGACAUCCGGGGCGGUCGGACCGUUCAAUGCUUCAAACCUCACGCUGCUGAUAUCAGAAGCAUACGCUUCUCCCCUUCUGCAUACUACUUGCUUACCGGUGGCUACGAUAACAAGCUCGUUCUGACUGACCUACAAGGUGAUUUAACGAUGCCUUUGCCGAGCGUAGUUGUGGCGCAACACCAAGACAAGGUGAUUUCCGGCCGAUGGCAUCCGACGGAAUUCUCGUUCCUCAGUACUUCAGCUGACAAGACAGCGACUCUGUGGGCUCUGCCACCUGUUUAGGCAGGCGAACGUCGAUGGCACGCGUUUGUCGUUCAUUCGUAACAUUCAUUUUCAGAAACUGUCUCGUUAACCCGGUCACGAUCGUUCGUUCUUUCCCUUUUAUUUAAAUCAACGUCAGAGAGUCUGCCUUUUUUUUAUAACAUUAAGAGAUCGAUGGCACGAUCAAGCGAAAGUAGAUAUUAUUUUUAGCGUUGAAACGUAAUUUUUUUAAUCCUUGAAGGAAAAGGUCGUUGCCGGAAACGGGAGAACGAGCGAUCGUGAACGUUAUCGAUGCGAAGCGUAUUAGAACAGGAAGAAAAGUUCAUCGCGUGUACGAACAUAAUUCAACCAUGACCAAUUAAAGCUUCCUGAAGUACAGGCUGCGGCAGCAGUCGAGCGUAAUGGAGACUCAACGCGCGACGACGCGUGCGAGAAACAAUUACAGCCACGCCGAGCAACAUUGUUAACGCGUUACUAAGUAAACGUUACACGCUUCGAGAGCCUCGUGUGAGAAAGAGUGAAAGUGCAUUUUCGCGUAGAGACGAUGUAACGAGCGUUCUAGGCGUUAAUCAUUUGUCGACGACGGUGAGUCGUUUGUUAGGAAUCAUAAGACUGCGGAAGAACCGGCAAGAAAACUUCGUCAUUCGAGAUAUAUGCUUAAUUCGUCGAGUCACGAUGGCAAAACGUAUAUCGUUUCGAUGAAGAUUAUUUUGUUCAAAAGCAACAUUUUCGAUUAGAACAAACGACAGUGCAACACUAUCGUGAGCGUUCAGAUCGAGCAUAUUUCGUUGUAGACUCAUUGUAUAACGUCUGUCUCUUUAUUUCUUUUUAUAGAGUUUCUUCGCGGUCGUGUGUUUUGCCCCGGUGUACAUAAGUUUAGUAUAGGCUUAAGGGCGAUGAUUCGCGGGAGACGAAAAUCUGUAUGCUCCCGAUACAUAUUUAAUCGCUCUCUGUAACUUUUAGAUUUUGAAUGCUCUCUCUUUACUCGAUACCCUUAUUAUUUCUCGUUGCAAAUAUUUCUAGAUUUACCUGCGGAUAACAUUUGUAAAAUCUAUCUACUACAUUGGUUGAUUACCAUUUGCUUGUGUCUUUUGUUUUUCUUUUCCUCAUCUGUUUUAAUCGAUCAAUUAUCAACUGCCUAUUUCUUUUUUUUCGUUCUUACAUUCUCCUUUUUUGUUUAUUUCUUAUUUAAAUCGUUUUAAUGUGUUUCUUCCCACCAAAUCAUCGUCCCUGUCUUAUCGAUCCCCCGAAGUCACGCCAAAUAUUCGCAUAUUACGCAUAUUAUAAUAUAUAGAUACCUAUCUUAUAUUAAGAAGAACAACAUAUACGUACGCUCAUUAUUAAUCGCUAUUUUUUACCAUGAUGAUAAGACGAGAAACGGGAUUCUCUCUGAGCGUGUCGGAAACACUCGGAAGAAAGGAACUCGAUGUUCUGGUACGACGCAAUAAAUGUAGCAUGAUAAGCGUCACGGACGAGGAAGGUUCGGUUUACGUUGUCGCUUGUCACAAUCGCCAAAGCUGUCGGAUUAGCCCUGGAAAAUUGGGGAAAAGAGGGAGAAAGUCUCGCGCUGCUCGAGAUACCAGCGAACGAAUCGCAAUUUUUCCUUGUACAUAACGCACGUUUCUUCGAGCUACUAUUCACCUGAUCAGCGCAAGUGCGAUCGCGUCUCUUCUUUUGUUUCCAUCCGAAAAUGAACAUUGAUGAGGUAACAAGCAUCGUCUGUCUCUCCUUAUUCCUCAUCCGCGCAUUUAGCAAUUAAAUCGCACCUAGGAACCUUUUAUAUGCACAUGCCUCAUACGGAAAAUAAAUGAAAAGAUGGAUCACAGGAAUUAGAGACGUAAACGUUUGAGCGAUCUGAAAAGUGAACAGUCGAGAGGAGAAAAUUAUCGUGCUUCGUGGCAGAAGUGAUAUUUUGUUCCCGAUGCUGCCUUAUAAUCGAUUACUUCGUUUCGUUCGUGACGUAUAAGAUGCGUUCUUCGUGAUUAAUCGAUCAAGAGAUUAAUUGGUCAGAGGAGAAAAAAGAGAAAGAAACGAAGCGUCCGCGAGAACGCGUGCGAGCAUCUGCUUCCAUGUAGCAAUUUGUCGUGCCUUCUGUCGUGACUGCUUUCGACGAUUCACACUUAUUUUUAUAUUUUUCGUCCUCACCCCUCGACUUCCCCCGUUUCCAUCAAUCCUACCCCCCGCCCCCCAACCUCACUCCUCACCAGCUUCGAAAUAUUAUAAAUCACGAUCGUUCGACGAUCCUUGAGAAUAUCUUCAUCCCAUCGAACUGUCAUAAAAAUGCUGAAAUAAAAUGAAAAAUCUCUUCGCUAUCUCGUACGAUAAUUACCGUAUUCUAAUAUAAAUAUAUAUAUAUAUAUAUAUACAUAUGGUAUACAUAUAGCAUAACUUAUAACUUUGUACUUUUCCUGUAGAUACGACAUAAUACUGUCACGUCUAAUUUAAACAAUAAAAUUUACGUUAUUAAACAA